This is a messenger RNA of Oncorhynchus keta (chum salmon), 7850 nucleotides long. RefSeq names its product disco-interacting protein 2 homolog C-like. The transcript has 37 exons. The record is from RefSeq and is a predicted model, not a curated record. Bases 330 to 5198 code for a protein of 1622 amino acids. NCBI's taxonomy places the organism in Eukaryota, Metazoa, Chordata, Actinopteri, Salmoniformes, Salmonidae.
GUAGGAGCUGUGAAACAGCGCGAGUCUCAUCAUCAGCACCGCAUCGCCAGGCAAGCAGCCUCAAGACCCACCGACCAACGGACCCUCAGUGGUCCCUCAUCACAAAUACUAUAAUAACGGAGAGGAGGUAGACUCCUCACGAGACCAUGUCAGGGCCCCGGUGAACAGACAAACAGAUUUAUUCUCUUUGUUCGCGUCGACGCACCGCUCGCCGCCGAGGAGGGGCCGCAGAAUAGUGCUCUCUCUCUCUCUCUCUGGCGGAGGAGUGGGGGAAGAGGAGAAGAGAAAGCAACAGAGAGAACCGAGGUAUUUUUCUACCGGAUAACCUAAUGGCAGAGCGCGAGCCGUCACCGUUACCACUGGAGGUUCGCGCCCGGCUGGCGGAGCUGGAGCUCGAGCUGUCAGAGGGUGACAUCACACAGAAGGGUUAUGAGAAGAAGCGGUCUAAGCUGAUCAGGGCCUACUUCCCUCAUCCUGGAGGUAUGGAGGGUAUGUCUCACCGCCCCCCCUUUGCCCCCCCAUCUGCUGCUCGCUUCCACAGACGGCGCUCUUCUGGAACACGUGAUGAACGCUACCGUUCAGAUGUCCACAGUGAGGCAGUGCAGGCGGUGUUAGCCAGACAUGUGGAGAGCAACGUGGCAGUCCCUAUGCCCUCCAAACGACGAUCACUGGUGGUACAGACAUCCAUGGAUGCGUACACACCCCCAGGCCUGUCCCCACUGUGCUCAGACUCGUCGUCGGGCUCAGAGGAAGAGGCGGGACCAGGCAAUGACAUGCCGGGAAUGGAACACUGGAUGACUCGCCCUGCCCACUUAGGUCCAGCCCACCUAGGCUCCACCUCCUCCUCGUCCUCGUCCACUCAGAGCGGAGGAAGUGGCAACGCAGGACGACUGGCCGACUCGCUCGCACACACACACCUCUCACACCCACACCUGGCACACGCCCACCUCACACACACACACCUGACCCAGUCACACCACGUGUCAGCUCACCACUCACAAACACACCACGGUAUAGGGCACCUGUCUCUGAAGCGUAAGGCAGCUCUGGGCAUGGCGGAGAACGGAGGCUCUCUCAGAAGAUCCUGUGAGUUCGGCUCUGAUAUGCUGUGGCCUCCACCACUGGAGUCUGACGAGAAUCACUCUGCUCCUCCUGAUGUGACUGGCUAUUCGUCUGACUCCUCCCACUCCCGCCCCCACUCAGAGCGCCACAUAGGAACCAUCGCCCGAAACACUCAGAAAUACGGCAACGCUGAACGCAUGGAGACUGGAGAUGGUGUCCCGGUCAGCAGUCGUGUGUCUGCUAAGAUCCAGCAGCUAGUGAACACUCUGAAAAUGCCUCGUAGACCUCCGCUAAGAGAGUUCUUUGUUGAUGACUUUGAAGAACUUCUAGAAGUCCAGCAGCCAGAUCCUAAGCAGCCACGCCCGGAGGGGGCAGAAAUGUUGGCAGUAAGUGGAGAAGCCCUGGGGGUGGUGACUAACUGGCCACCCUCCCUGGAGGCAGCUCUCCAACGCUGGGGCACCAUCAGCCCUAAAGCGCCCUGUCUCACCAGCCUGGAUACCACUGGCAAACCUCUAUAUGUACUCACAUACGGGAAGCUGUGGUCUCGGAGUAUCAAGCUGGCCUAUAACAUCCUCCACAAGCUGGGCAGCAAGCAGGAGCCCAUGUUGCGACCGGGGGACAGGGUGGCGCUGGUGUUUCCUAACAAUGACCCGGUGGCCUUCAUGGUGGCCUUCUACGGCUGCCUGCUGGCUGAGGUGGUCCCUGUACCCAUAGAGGUGCCCCUCACACGCAAGGAUGCUGGCAGCCAGCAGAUUGGGUUCCUAUUGGGAAGCUGUGGGGUUACCGUGGCACUGACCAGUGAUGCCUGCCAUAAAGGCUUGCCCAAGAGUGCUACAGGAGAGAUACCACAGUUCAGAGGGUGGCCUAAGCUGCUGUGGUUCGUGACUGAGUCGAAGCAUCUCUCCAAACCUCCUAGAGAUUGGUUCCCUCACAUCAAAGAUGCAAACAGCGACACAGCCUAUAUAGAGUAUAAAACGUGUAAGGAUGGGAGUGUCCUGGGCGUGACAGUGAUGAGGAUCGCUCUGCUGACUCACUGCCAAUCCCUCACACAGUCGUGUGGCUAUACAGAAGCGGAGACCAUAGUGAAUGUUCUAGACUUUAAGAAGGAUGUGGGACUGUGGCACGGCAUCCUCACGAGUGUGAUGAACAUGAUGCAUGUGAUCAGCGUUCCCUACUCUCUGAUGAAGGUCAACCCGUUGUCCUGGAUACAGAAGGUCUACCACUUCAAAGCCAAGGUAGCGUGUGUAAAGUCCAGGGACAUGCACUGGGCUCUGGUGGCCCACAGAGAGCAGAAGGACAUCAGCCUGAGUUCCCUCCGGAUGCUGCUGGUCGCCGACGGAUCUAACCCCUGGUCUAUUUCAUCCUGUGAUGCGUUCCUCAACGUGUUCCAGAGUAAAGGCUUGAGGUCAGAGGUCAUCUGUCCCUGUGCCAGCUCUCCUGAAGCCCUGACCGUUGCCAUCAGGAGGCCAGUGGAGGACAGUAGCCAGCCACCAGGCCGAGGGGUUCUCUCCAUGCAGGGUCUGAGUUACAGUGUGGUCCGCGUCGACACGGAGGAACGCUUGUCAGUCCUCACUGUGCAGGAUGUGGGCACUGUUAUGCCUGGAGCCGUAGUGUGUGUGGUGAAGCCAGAGGGUGUGCCUCUCCUGUGUAAGACAGAUGAGAUCGGGGAGCUGUGUGUGUGUUCUGUCGCCACGGGAACCUCUUACUAUGGAUUGACAGGCAUGACCAAGAACACCUUUGAGGUGUUCCCUGUAGCCUCAGGUGGAGGCCUGGUCAGUGAGUAUGCGUUUGUGCGUACGGGGCUGCUGGGCUUUGUGGGUCCAGGCGGUCUGGUGUUUAUCUCCGGAAAGAUGGACGGCCUCAUCAUGGUCAGCGGGCGCAGACAUAACGCUGAUGACAUCGUAGCCACCGCACUGGCCGUGGAGCCAAUGAAAUUUGUCUACAGGGGGAGGAUAGCAGUGUUCAGUGUGACCGUGCUGCGUGAUGAGCGUAUCGUGGUGGUAGCAGAGCAGAGACCAGACUCUACUGAGGAGGACAGCUUUCAGUGGAUGAGCCGCGUGCUGCAGGCGAUAGACAGUAUCCAUGGUGUGGGUGUGUUCUGCCUGGGGUUAGUUCCAGCCAACACCCUCCCUAAGACCCCCCUGGGGGGUAUACACCUGUCUGAGACCAAACAGCUGUACCUGGAGGGGGGGCUGCACCCCUGUAACGUGCUCAUGUGUCCUCACACCUGUGUUACCAACCUGCCCAAACCACGACAGAAACAACCAGAGAUCGGUCCUGCCUCUGUGAUGGUGGGGAAUCUGGUGUCUGGGAAGAGGAUCGCUAUGGCCAGCGGUAGAGACCUGGGACAGACUGAUGACAACGACCAGUUCCUGUUCCUGUCAGAGGUGCUGCAAUGGAGAUCUCAGACGACGCCUGACCACAUCCUCUACACACUGCUCAGCUCCCGGGGGCUGGUGUCUAGUUCUCUGACCUGUCUUCAGCUCCAUAAGAGGGCGGAGAGAGUUGCUGCCCUGCUGCUGGAGAGAGGAGGACUACAGGAGGGAGACCACAUAGCACUGGUCUACCCACCAGGUAUAGACUUGAUCGCAGCAUUCUACGGUUGCCUUUACGCUGGCUGUGUUCCUAUCACUGUCAGACCGCCCCACCCACAGAACAUCUCAACCACACUGCCCACAGUCAAGAUGAUCGUAGAGGUCAGUCGUUCGGCCUGUGUGAUGACCACAGCAGUCAUCUGUAAGCUGCUGCGGUCGAAGGAGGCGGUCGCCACAGUGGACAUCAGGAACUGGCCUCCCGUCCUGGACACAGAUGACCUGCCAAAGAAGAAGCCUCCAGCUCUAUAUAAGCCCUGUAACCCUGAUGCCCUGGCCUAUCUGGACUUCAGUGUGUCCACUACUGGCAUGCUGGCUGGAGUACAGAUGUCCCAUAAUGCGGUGGGAGCGUUCUGCCGAUCGGUGAAGCUGCAGUGUGAACUCUAUCCCUCCAGAGAGGUAGCCAUCUGUCUCGACCCCUACUGUGGCCUGGGCUUUGUCCUCUGGUGUCUCUGCAGUGUGUAUAGUGGCCACCAGUCUAUCCUGAUCCCUCCAGUAGAGUUGGAGUCUAACCCAGCGCUGUGGCUGCUCGCUGUCAGCCAGCUCAGAGUCAGAGACACCUUCUGUUCCUACAGCGUCAUGGAGCUCUGCACUAAAGGACUGGGCCUGCAGACAGAGGCACUGAAGGCACGGGGCCUGGACCUGUCCCGUGUGAGGGCGUGUGUUGUGGUAGCAGAGGAGAGACCCAGGAUGUCUCUAACACACUCCUUCUCCAAGCUGUUUAAAGACCUGGGCCUGCACCCCCGAUCUGUCAGCACAGCAUUCGGCUGUAGGGUCAACCUGGCUAUCUGUCUACAGGGAACCUCUGGACCGGAUCCCACUACAGUGUACGUGGACAUGAGAGCUCUGCGGCAUGAUAGGGUGCGGUUGGUGGAGAGAGGUUCUCCUCACAGUCUCCCUCUCAUGGAGUCAGGAAAGAUCUUACCUGGCGUCCGCAUCAUCAUCGCCAACCCAGAGACCAAGGGACCGCUGGGAGACUCCCACCUAGGAGAGAUCUGGGUGCACAGUGCCCAUAAUGGCAGUGGAUAUUACAGUGGUUAUGGAGAGGAGGUCCUUCAGUCUGAUCACUUCACCUCCAGACUCAGCUUCGGAGACACGUCCACCGUCUGGGCUCGCACCGGAUACCUGGGCUUCUUACGACGUACUGAACUCACCGAUGCCAGCGGAGAGAGACAUGAUGCUCUGUAUGUUGUGGGCGCGUUGGAGGAGGCCAUGGAGCUGAGGGGGAUGAGGUAUCAUCCUAUAGACAUAGAGACCUCCGUCAUCAGGACGCACAAGAACAUCAUGGAGUGUGCGGUGUUUCCCUGGACUAACCUGCUGGUAGUCGUAAUAGAACUAGAAGGCUCGGAGCAGGAAGCCCUGGACCUGGUUCCCAUGGUGACCAAGGCGGUGCUGGAGGAGCAUUACCUCAUCGUUGGGGUCGUCGUAGUAACGGACAUUGGGGUGAUCCCCAUCAACUCUCGCGGGGAGAAGCAGCGCAUGCACCUCCGGGACGGCUUCCUACAGGACCAGCUCGACCCCAUCUACGUGGCUUAUAACAUGUAACCCAGCCGCCCAUCCUGGGGGGGUGGACCUGAGUGAGGGGAUGUGUGUGUAUGUAUGUGUUAGCAUGCGUGUGUAUGGAUAUGUGCUUGUAAAUCGCUAGUGUUAAUUUUAAAUCAAGACGUACUGUAUUUUUGAAUCUGCACAUGGUCAUAUGGUGUGGUGCCAGUUGUCUGAUCCUUUAGUUGUGCUGUGGUGGAGGUAUGGCUGUUUCUGCACCCCAGGUUAAACCUGACACCUAGACAGGAAGUCACUGUACAAAACCUUAAGGGAACACUGUGUAUCGAUAGACAGGAAGUCACUGUACAAAACCUUAAGGGAACACUGUGUAUCGAUAGACAGGAAGUCACUGUACAAAACCUUAAGGGAACACUGUGUAUCGAUAGACAGGAAGUCACUGUACAAAACCUUAAGGGAACACUGUGUAUCGAUAGACAGGAAGUCACUGUACAAAACCUUAAGGGAACACUGUAUCGAUAGACAGGAAGUCACUGUACAAAACCUUAAGGGAAUACUGUGUAUCGAUAGACAGGAAGACUGACUGGACCACUAGUAGUUGUUGUUAGGAGAGAGAGAGAAAAUAUCCCUGAACAUAUCUGUUUUGUUGAUGAAAUAGACAUUAAAAAUAAAGUUAUUCAAGUAUAUUGUCAGAAGAAGACAGGGGGUUCAGAUUAGUGUAUAAAUAUAAAUAUUGUAUAUAAACAUAAUCUAUAUGGAGAGAUAACUGAAACACACUGAGGACUAGCCCUGUUAUACAGCUCUCUCCACCCACACCCUGUGUACAUGUGUGUAUGUGCGUGUGUGCGCGCGUGUGUGCGCAAUGCAGUGCAGUGCACUCCUCUUAUUAGAAUCACAUUCUCGAUUUGUUUCCUAAAACCCAUUGACUCCUAAAUGCCAAGUGAAUCCGUUAGAAGUAAACCAUUGUUUCUAUCCCACAUUGUUUAAACAUUGUACGCAUAUGAUUGUGGUAAUAUGUGAUUCUGCUAAGCAGAGAGCCCAGUAAGUAGCAGGGGGGGAAUGUAGUUGCAAGGAGUUAUGAAACCCAGCUCUGGACCAGAGACACAAUGCUUUCUAAAUGGCCCCGUUUCCUUUAAGGUACACUACUUAGGACAAGUAGGACUCCGUGUAGGGAAUCAGGUGCUAUUUGAGACACACCCACAGUGAAAUGUUCUAAAAGAGACACACCCACAGUGAAAUGUUCUAACAGAGACACACCCACAGUGAAGUGUUCUAACAGAGACACACCCAGUGAAGUGUUCUAACAGAGACACACCCACAGUGAAGUGUUCUAACAGAGACACACCCACAGUGAGGUGUUCUAACAGAUACACACCCACAGUGAAGUGUUCUAACAGAGACACGCCCACAGUGAAGUGUUCUAACAGAGACACACCCACAGUGAAGUGUUCUAACAGACACACCCACAGUGAAGUGUUCUAACAGAGACACACCCACGGUGAAAUGUUCUAACAGAGACACACCCACAGUGAAGUGUUCUAACAGAGACACACCCACAGUGAAGUGUUCUAACAAAGACACACACCCACAGUGAAGUGUUCUAACAGAGACUCACCCACAGUGAAGUGUUCUAACAGAGACUCACCCACAGUGAAGUGUUCUAACAGACACACCCACAGUGAAGUGUUCUAACAAAGAGACACACCCACAGUGAAGUGUUCUAACAAAGAGACACACCCACAGUGAAGUGUUCUAACAAAGAGACACACCCACAGUGAAGUGUUCUAACAAAGAGACACACCCACAGUGAAGUAUUCUAACAAAGAGACACCCACAGUGAAAUGUUCUAACAAAGAGACACACCCACAAUGAAGUGUUCUAACAAAGAGACACACCCACAGUGAAAUGUUCUAACAAAGAGACACACCCACAGUGAAAUGUUCUAACAAAGAGACACACCCACAGUGAAGUGUUCUAACAAAGAGACACACCCACAGUGAAAUGUUCUAACAAAGAGACACACCCACAAUGAAGUGUUCUAACAAAGAGACACACCCACAAUGAAGUGUUCUAACAAAGAGACACACCCACAGUGAAAUGUUCUAACAAAGAGACACACCCACAGUGAAGUGUUCUAACAGAGAGACAGUUUAUUUAUUUAUUUUAAAUAUGUUAGUCAUAAGUUAUUACUUAUGGCAUCUUAUAUGCAUGUUAUCAGUUAUAACUUUUCUGUGAAAAACAUUUUAGUGCUCCUUAUGCUUUGUUUACAUUCAUCUUUUGAGUUUGAUCAUUAAAAACACAACACAUUUCAUUUUUAUUUAAUUCAUCAGCUACUUUUGUCUCAGAAAGCUAUAAUGUGAUGCCAUGUAUGAAAAACAUGCAUAUCAUGACGUGUAUUUAUUUGCUUGUCAUUCUGUACUGGAGAAUGGUGAUGACAUUAUCAGCCCCUGACUGUGUGUUGGAGAGAAAUGAGUCUGGUGGGUAGGGUUAAACCUGGUCCAGAAACUAGAGGUGAGAGAGACUGCAUGGUGUGUGUGUGUUCGUAUGUAUAUAUUGUGUGUAAAUAGUGUUUUGUACGGUACAGGUGUGUGUGACUGUUUUGUACACAUGAUGAAAAGAUCAAAAGGACACUUUUAUAAGAGCCUUCCGUUGGCUCAAUGUCAUACUAUACGGUGCAAUAAAGUGCUUUGAUUGGUG